AUGGAUUGGAUUCCUAUGGACGGUUCAUUCUCAAAGAAUACAGAUAGUUCAAGUGCAACAUUUACAGCAGCUUAUACGCCUAUUAAUGUUAAAAGUAUUUGGGCACUAUUUAGAAAGAAAGACAACUAUUAUGUUAAUUUUGAGAACCCUAAGUUUAAAUAUCUUCAGCUUUCCAUGGGAGCUUAUGGAAAUAUGCCUGCAGAACCUGAAAAAUCAUAUGGACCUGUAUUUUAUGAAAUGGUUGCGAACGCUUGCAAUACAAACAAUGAUAUGAUAGGAUUUAAUGAAGAUGUUAUGAGGUCAUUGGUGGAUGAUGGUAGUGUGGAACAUAAAUGGGAUAGCUAUGACAACACACAUUUCUUAUGUGGUUUUCCAACAGAAGUGGACUUUUGCUUCCAGCAAGGUCAAACAUCUACUGCUCCAAUAACAUACAAAUUGUCUGUUAAAGGACCUAUUGAACUAGCAACUGAAAAUGUACCAAAGCCACUUAUUGGAUUUAUGAGGGAUUGUUGCUUUGCAAUACAAGUAAGACAGUCAGGCAUACCAAUAAUAAGACUUGACGACUAUAACUUAGCAACUGACGACAGUGAGGAAUAA
Trichomonas vaginalis G3 is the source of this 597-nucleotide messenger RNA. RefSeq lists its product as uncharacterized. The coding region runs from base 1 to 597 and encodes 198 amino acids. The record is from RefSeq and is a predicted model, not a curated record. The transcript has a single exon. Lineage: Eukaryota; Parabasalia; Trichomonadida; Trichomonadidae.